Heteronotia binoei (common prickly gecko) is the source of this 1734-nucleotide messenger RNA. RefSeq names its product glycogenin 1 (gene GYG1). NCBI's taxonomy places the organism in Eukaryota, Metazoa, Chordata, Lepidosauria, Squamata, Gekkonidae. Bases 32 to 1096 code for a protein of 354 amino acids. The record is from RefSeq and is a predicted model, not a curated record. Gene Ontology annotation, molecular function: glycosyltransferase activity. The transcript has 9 exons. Gene Ontology annotation, cellular component: cytoplasm.
GGCGAGAAAGCUCCGCGUAGCUGCCGGCACCAUGGCAGAUCAGUCUUUUGUGACACUAGCUACCAACGAUUCUUACGUGAAAGGAGCGCUUGUAUUGGGGUCGUCUCUACGGAACUCCAGGACGACAAAGAGGCUGACAGUACUUAUAACUCCUCAUGUCUCUGAUCCAAUGAGGCAAGUAUUGGAAAAAGUCUUUGAUGAAGUAAAGCUAGUGGAUGUAUUGGACAGCGGAGACUCCGCCCAUCUUGCGCUACUCAAAAGGCCUGAGCUUGGUGUUACAUUGACAAAACUUCACUGCUGGGAACUGACGCAUUAUUCAAAGUGUGUGUUCAUGGAUGCUGAUACAAUGGUGUUGUCCAAUAUUGAUGAACUGUUUGAAAGAGAAGAGCUUUCUGCAGCACCAGAUCCUGGCUGGCCAGACUGUUUUAAUUCUGGAGUCUUUGUCUUCCGACCUUCCAUUGAAACAUUCAACCAGCUGUUACAACUUGCUACAGAAAAGGGCAGCUUUGAUGGUGGGGACCAGGGAUUAUUAAACACUUUUUUCAGCAACUGGGCAACUACGGACAUCAGCAAGCAUCUGCCUUUUAUUUAUAACCUAAGCAGUAUUUCAAUCUACUCCUACCUCCCAGCAUUUAAAGCGUUUGGGACAAAUGCAAAAGUGGUGCACUUCCUGGGAAGAAUGAAACCAUGGAACUACUCCUAUGACUUCAAAGCAAAAACUGUCAAAGAAGAUGCUCAUGACCCCACAAUGGUUCAUCCAGAGUUCCUUGACAUGUGGUGGGAUACCUUCAUCACAAACAUCUUCCCAUUACUACAGCAGCAUGGUGCCAUUAAAGACACAGCCACUGGUGUAAAGGCGCUAUCGGGCUUGGUCUAUUCACUGGCUUUCUCUUGUGGCUUCUGCAGAGAGGAAGAGGUAGCGGAGGCAGUGUCCCACCUGUCACUUUCCUCUGCGGCACUUACAGCUUCACCGCCAUCGCCACCAGCCAUGUCUUCAGAAGAAAGAAAAGAGCGGUGGGAGCAGGGCCAGGCUGACUACAUGGGAGCAGACAGCUUUGAUAAUAUUCAGAAAAAACUUGACACCUACCUCCAGUAGAGGACUUGUAUCUGCUCCGUAGACAUCAGCAAUACAAGGACUUGUUCCAGAGCUGUAACAAGGAAAACUCUGAUGGGGGGGUCAGGUAAACCUGUUAGCAGCUCUGCCACUGCUCAUCUGAAAGCUGUGCACUACCACAUGUAAGAACUGAACAAAUGCUUGUUUAAGUAUCAGUCGUUGUGCCAAUAUGUGUGCCCAACAGCCAUAUCUUUCCCUCUUGCACCAAACCUUAUGCUGAACACGCUGUAAAGAACUCGUUGGGAACAAGGCACUUGACUGGCUUGAAACAUACUACUUAGACCUAUAGGACUGUGCUUUACCUCUUUUUUCCCCCUCCCCAGAAAACCAUAUAUUUUUGCUUGCUGUUAAAAAAAAAAAUGGCUAGAAGUUAAGGCAGCUACAGUGGAGGGCGGAAGCUUACAGAAAGGUCAAAAUAUGCAACAUCUUAUAAGGACACUGCUGUUUGCUCUGCCAGUUCCAGCCAUACUGAAGAUUCAGACCAGAUUUCUAUGCACAGUUCCUACAGCAUGGCAAAAUGCUCUUGUUCAGUUCUGUGUACAUCUUGGGACUAGUAAAAAGUUGCUGAACUGUUACCUGUAACUACACUGAAAAUGCGAAAUAAAAAAAAUCAUGGUAAA